AUGGAGCCUUACAUAAGAAAAAAUACAGAACUUCGAAAAACAGCAGCUAACAGUUUUGAGAAAGACUUUUUCAAACUAAUGAAUAAUUCAGUGUUUGGAAAGACAAUAGAAAACAUAAGGAAAAGACAGAAUAUAAUUCUUAUUGAUGAUCGUAAAAAAGCUGCUAAACUUACAAAUAAACCAAACUUUGAUAGAGCAACAAUAUUUGAUAAAAAUCUAAUUGCUGUUCACAUGAAAAAGACAGAAGUGUAUUUUAACAAACCAGUAUAUGUUGGUCAAGCAAUUCUAGAUUUGUCAAAAACAUUAAUGUUUGAUUUUCAUUACAAUUAUAUCAAAAAGAAAUAUCGAAACAAAGCUGAGUUAAUGUUUACAGAUACUGAUUCACUUUUAUACCAAAUUCAUACGGAUGAUUUUUAUAAGGAUAUAUCUAAUGAUAUUUUUGAAAAGUUUGACACUUCUGAUUAUCCUCCUGAUCACAAAUCUGGUAUACCAACAGGAUUAAACAAAAAAGUAAUAGGAGUGUUUAAAGAUGAAGUAGCUGGUAAACAGAUUACAAAAUUUAUUGGUCUUCGGCCAAAACUUUAUACUUUCAAGAUAGAAGAUGGGAGUUUAACCAAAAAGUGUAAAGGUGUAAAGAAGAGUGUUGUUAAAAAGGGAAUAGAUUUUGAAAAUUAUUUUGAGUGUUUAUUUACUGGUGAAAAGCAAAUGAGAACUAUGAAAAUUAUAAGAAGUGAAAAUCAUAACAUUUACUCAAAGGAAGUAAAUAAAAUAGCUUUGAGUAGUGAAGAUGAUAAAAGACAGGUCUUAGAGGAUAAAGUAAAAACCAAAGCUUUAAGAUAA
Molecule: messenger RNA, 840 nt
Organism: Porites evermanni
Lineage: Eukaryota; Metazoa; Cnidaria; Anthozoa; Scleractinia; Poritidae
Source: the annotation of a GenBank genome assembly